CUGUUUCCGACAGAAGUACAAAGGUUGGCUCACAACUAUGCCUCCCUUGAACUGCCUCCGAUGAUGAUCUCUGAACAACUUAGUUGUUCCUCCCAUGAGAUAAUUCAUGGGUUUACCGAGGAGGCACGUUCGUAUUUUUUACAUAUUGAAUCUAUUGGUCUUUAAUUGCUUCUGCUGUUCUAUAUAUUGUCCACAUGCUACUUGAUUGGAUUCUCUUCCUGGUUGAUAGUUCUUGUAAAUUCAAGUUUUUUCUUAUGUUAUUGCACAGAUCUGACAGAUUUAUUUUAGUCUUUUAUGAAGUUCUUUAGCUAAUACAUAUAUUUUCUCAGACCUGAUGAUUCUUUGACAAUGAUGAUGUUCUUAAUAGAUGCAUACAAGUUUUUUUCUUACUUGUUAAGAUGUUGAUGAUCUUAAUAGAUGCAUACCUAUCUACUUAAAAAGUAAUUUGUGUGAAAAUGAUAGAUUAAAAAUCUAAUAAAGGCCAUUUGAUUUUGGUGAUGUCGUUUGUUAAUAAUCAAAAUUCUCUGUAUUUAUUUGGUGAUUCUGAUAUUUUUUUGGUAGUAGUUAACUUUGAUUCGUAAACUUUACUAUAAAAUAUAGUAUUUAUUUAAUUUUAAGAUUAUUAGUGUCCAACUUUUGAGUGCCGCGUCAUUGUUUGAGAAGGACGCCAUUUUCGUUCAGGAUUUUCAAAAGAUUUCCAAUUACCUCCAAUAAAUUUGAAUUUUUUCAAAACGCGGUUUAGAUUUUUUGAUUUUCCGAUUCUGUCCUUGUAAGUGGCCGGCAAAAUCUAUUAUUAUAAUCUACUAUAAAUAGCAGUUGUGUUCGUUAAAUCAAUUUUUCCCCAAACAAUCUCUAGAUUUCCUCUUGAGAAAGCUAAUUCAUCCGUUCCAACUCUAGCUUGCUAAAGAAGUCAAAGGAACAUGGAUCCUUCUGUUCUCGGUGGCCGAUCACCAGGUGUAUCUCAACAGGCUCCCUUGUCUGUUCUUCGUGGCGGAUCUGCGACAAGUCCGAUCUAUAUUAGCAGUGGGGAGUCUUACUCGUCUAGCAGUGGGGAGUCUGACUCGUCUGCAGAUGUAUCUCAACCAAAGCCUGUAGUUGGUGGUUCACAGCAAAAUCGUUACCGCCCUUUGUCGUAUGCUGACUUCCCCCACGGAUCCCGAAACUCGGAAAGUGAUUCUCCUCCGGUUUUAACUUACGAUUUAAGCCGUGUUCGGUCUCUUCGUGGACCAACUCCUCCCAUCGCUAUGCAAGAUGGAACUCCUUGUGCCACGGUUCCUUUUGGAACCCUACCCAGUUAUGGUGUUGAUGGGGGUAUUUUCAAGUUUACGUUUCCAGACAAGUCUCCAUUAUCCCCUAAGGCCCCUAAAAUGGUGGUUGUUCUUGGCGCUGACGAAGCUAUUCUCUACGAGGGGAAUUCAAAACGUACUGUCAUGCUUUCAAACAAGACCUGCACCAUCUCGUUUCCUGCUGGUGGUCAUGUGAACGUGCGACCUGGUGGAGAGAUUUGGUACCAACUUUGGUGGAGAGGUAUUAUUCCGUUUGCUGCUGCUGGAGGAUGUGCUAUUGAGGUUCCUGUUGGUGCUGUAGUCGGUUUUGGAUCGAGCUUUAAGGAGUUUGCUGAUCUUCGCUGGAGUGGCGACGACAGUUUUGUGUGGUGUGGAUAUGAGUUUGACGAUUAAGAUGAAGUGCACGUGUGAGUUGAAAUCCCUUGGUGUGGAUUUGAGGAUUUAGAGUGAACUUGUUAGUUGAAAUCCCAAUAUGUUCUUUUUUUUCACCAAAGCAACUUGCUUUUUAUGUCUUUGUUUACACUCUGAUGACGUUAUCGUAUUAUUGGGUGUUUCUGGAAUUAAGUUAGUAGCUUUAUAAUAUUACUUUCUCUAGUUUUGUUGAAUUAAGGAUUCAUAGGAUGUUUUCUGAUAAUGUCGUUCCCGUUUAUAGUAUUGGUAAGUAGACUAAUAACCAAUACUAAUCA
Molecule: messenger RNA, 1972 nt
Organism: Brassica oleracea var. oleracea
Lineage: Eukaryota; Viridiplantae; Streptophyta; Magnoliopsida; Brassicales; Brassicaceae
Exons: 6
Coding region: 921-1679 (252 amino acids)
Source: RefSeq, a predicted model, not a curated record